Messenger RNA from Solea solea (common sole), 5224 nucleotides. RefSeq names its product MCF.2 cell line derived transforming sequence a (gene mcf2a). Gene Ontology annotation, biological process: dendrite development; intracellular signal transduction. Gene Ontology annotation, molecular function: guanyl-nucleotide exchange factor activity; protein binding. The record is from RefSeq and is a predicted model, not a curated record. The coding region runs from base 23 to 3349 and encodes 1108 amino acids. The transcript has 30 exons. Gene Ontology annotation, cellular component: cytoplasm. Lineage: Eukaryota; Metazoa; Chordata; Actinopteri; Pleuronectiformes; Soleidae.
UAACCCUGACUGAGUCGAGGGAAUGGGCCCAGCCUCGCUACAAGAGGAGAGAGAGACCAAAGAGGAGAUGGAGAGCUACCACUGCCUUCUGCAGGCCGGCUCCCAGCUUCAGAGCACUCUGCAGCAGGUCUCAGUCCCUGUGAGCUUGCAGGAGGUGGGAGGAUAUAUAGAGAAACAGGUGGCAUAUCUCUCAGGGGGCCGUGGGGAAGACUCCAGUGUCAUCAUCACUCUCCCCGAAUGCUCAGCUUUCAGUGACAUUCCAGAGGAAGCUUUAGCCAAAGUCUUCACGUACCUCACUCUCAUUCCUCGAACAAGGCAACCCGGAGUCAAAUUUAUCAUCAUUUUAGACCGAAGACUGGACACAUGGGCAUCCAUCAAAACUGCACUUGCCAGGAUAGCAGCUUCCUUCCCUGGGAACCUGCACCUGGUCCUGGUGUUGCGACCGACCAGCUUCUUCCACCGCACUGUCACUGACCUGGGCUUUCGCUUCAGCCAAGAGGACUUCAUGCUCAAAAUGCCAGUGGUGAUGCUGAGCUCUGUCACAGACCUGCUGCACUACAUCAGCGAGAACCAGCUGACGUCAGAGUUCGGAGGCACCCUGGACUAUUGUCACAGCGACUGGAUUGUUCUACGAACGGCUAUUGAAAGUUUUGCUGUAACAGUCAAAGACAUAGCACAGAUGCUUCAGGGCUUUGGCACUGAGCUGGCAGAGACAGAGCUGCCAGACAAAGGGAAAGCCAUCGAGUCUCUGCUUGAACUCCAGACAGAAAAGUAUAAGAAACUCAAGGAUGCAAUUAGGUCCGUGUCAAAGGAGGGUCGUCAUCUUCUCUCCAGCCUCGAAAGCUCUGGGAAUGAGGACGACUCCCACUGGGAUGUGAAGCUGGACUGGGAGACAGUGCAGAGUCCCAUUUUUUUUAGGCUUCUCGCGCAGCUCCGAGACAUGGAGUCGGCGUUUGACGGCUUCUUUGAGAAGCAUCAUCUGAAACUUCACCAGUAUCUGCAGCUACUCAGAUACGAGCAAAGCUUUCAGGAGAUGGAGUUUUGUCUGGAGCACCUGGCGGCUCAGGAGAGGGAACUGACCGUAUCCGUCGACACUGAGGCUCAGGCGGAACACGCUCUCAAAAAGCUGGACAGUCUGGAGUCCAAUGCACAGGAGGUGGUGUCUCGUGCUCAGAUCCUCAUCCUUCAUGGACACCAGCUUUCAGCGAAUCACCACUUCGCGAUGGCCCUCAUCAUGCAGCGCUGCAACGAGCUUCGCCACCACUGUGACACACUUACUGCUGCUCUGAAGUCCAAACACUCUCAGCUUCUGCACACACACCAGCUGCUGCUUCACCUCGGUCAGGCCCAAACAUGGUGUGAUGAUGGAGCGUAUUUGCUGGCCAAUCAGCUGGUAGAGAACUUUCAGUCUAAGGAAGUGGCCCAGGCUGCUUUAAGGGAUAUCGAGAAAUUCCUGGAGGGGGCGCCGUCGAUACUGAGCUCAGGACCGGACGUCUUGGCCAUUGAAUAUGAGGCGGUCAUCACACCUAAUCUGCAGGCUCAGAUUGGGAAAACGUUCGAGAAACACGCCGCGGUGCAGCAGAUGGUCCAGAGCCGACAGACUUGUCUGAGGAAACAGGCCGAGAAACACGUCCGACCCGUCCAGCUGGUGGCGCCCAGGUCGGAAAACCCACCGCGCGCCAAGUCCCCGCUCUUCUCCCCCAAACAUGGAGAUGGUUUGAAGUUCACAUUCGACCUCGCUUUACCGGGGAAGAGAGCGUCCCGCAAGAGCCCCAACUCUAGAAAAAUCGAGGUGAUUCACGACUACCAGGAGAGUGGAGGCUGUGUGUCCUACAGUCUGGAGGGAGAAGACAGUCCUGACCUACUAAAGCGCCAUGUAAUGAGGGAACUCAUAGACACUGAAAGAAUCUAUGUGGAAGAGCUGCUGUCAGUGCUGCUGGGUUACAGGGCUGAGAUGGACAACCCGGCUCUGUCAGGGCUCCUGACCCCAAUCCUGCGCAGUAAGAGAGAUGUCCUCUUUGGAAACAUGCCUGAGAUCUACAAUUUUCACAGCAGGGUCUUUCUCCAGGAUCUGGAAGGAUGCCUCGAGGCCCCUGAAGGUGUGGGAGCUUGUUUUCUGAAGCGGAAAGAGAGUUUUCAAAUGUAUGAAUGCUACUGUCAGAAUAAGCCCCGCUCCGAUGCGCUGUGGAAACAGUUCUCUGACUGUGCCUUCUUUCAGGAAUGUCAAAAAAAGCUGGAGCACAAACUGGGCCUGGAUUCGUACCUGCUGAAACCAGUCCAGCGCCUCACCAAAUACCAGCUGCUGCUUAAGGAGCUGCUCAAGUACAGUUCAGAUUGUGAAGGGAUGUCUGAGCUGCAGGGGGCGCUAACAGCCAUGCUGGACCUGCUCAAAUCAGUCAAUGACUCUAUGCAUCAGAUAGCCAUCACAGGAUAUGAGGGGGACAUUUGUGAGCUGGGCCGUGUGUUAAUGCAGGGCUCCUUCAGUGUGUGGAUCAGCCAUAAGAGAGGUCCCACACGCAUGAAGGAGCUGGCCCGAUUCAAGCCCAUGCAGCGGCACCUCUUCCUGUAUGAGAGAGCGCUGCUUUUCUGCAAGCGCAGGGAGGAGCACGGAGACGGCUGUGACAAGACGCCCUCGUACAGCUUCAAGCACUGUCUCAAGAUGACGGCCGUGGGGAUCACAGAGAAUGUCAAAGGAGAUGUGAAAAAGUUUGAGAUCUGGUACAGUGGCAGGGAGGAAGUGUAUGUGGUUCAGGCUCCCACGGUGGAAGUGAAGAUGGCCUGGCUCAGUGAGCUGCGCAGGAUCCUAACAAACCAACAGAAGCUGCUUAGAGAUGAAGCAUAUCAACACGGACAAAUGGUUGAGCACAUGCAGCUUUCUCCCCCAGUCUCCGAGAGCAAGCAGCAGAGGGCAUCGGUGAGCUCAGAGGACACAGAAUCGGGAAGGAGCAGUCCAGACCCCCAGCCUCACUCCCCUAAACACCAGCGCAACCGCAGGAGUUGGCCCGGAGCUCAUCACUCGGUAGACAACUGCGAAGGUCAGGGGGAGUGGCCUGGAGGUCAAGACGCAGAGGAGGAGGUUUUGGUGGAACUGUCUCCAGGCAGAUACAGAGCUUUAGCUGACUGUUUACAAAAUGGACCAGAAAGCAUCGCGAUCAAACGCGGAGACGUAAUUCAACUCCAGUAUGAAGACAACAGGGGGCGCUGGCUGGUAAAGAAUCUGAGUCGACGACUGGAGGGCUUUCUCGGCGCUGCCAGCCUGCAGCUGAUCGUCGGAGACAGCAACCGAGGACACUCCUCCAGACUCGGGGACCCAGGGAACCUGAAGGUGAGAAAGCUCAGCUCCCCGUAGAGAAGAAAGCACAGACUGUGAAUCUAAUAUUUCCCUGUGGAUGGACAGAGGAAAGGGAUCGACUGAGCCAUACCUGUUCCAAACUGAUGCACUAUCAGCCUCCCCACUCCUCAGUCCCUGCUCUUUUCCAGAACAGUCCAGUCAUCAAAAACACAAAGUUGGAAAUGUCGCGAUUGUUUAUUUUCCAAGGUUUCGAUGGACAAUCACCCGGGCCAGUGUUUGCCGCUUGUGAAUGUGAACUGUGGCGUCAGCACAAAGGCGGAGGAACUGUUGAGCCCUUCUGGACCAUCAAUCAUCAAUCUUUGGAUCCUGAUUGGUCGUCCUCCUCUCUGAUUAGUGCUCUUGUCCUUCGCUCACUCCAUCUGCAACACACAUGUAGUCAGGAUGUGUUGGUUGCCGCUGCAGGAGUGAGUCACAAAAGACAUGUUUCAUUCCAGCUUGACCCUGAGCUCAUGGCACCGCCGCGCGCGUAUGCUCUUUUCUGUCGUAGUGUGCGCUGGACGGACAAUCACCGAGGAUUCGCCUAAAACACUGACAGCGGAGGCUUUUGUACAUCAUUUUUAACGGCGAGUGUACCACAGUGUCUCAUCUUUUGUGCCGUUGACGUUUUCCAUUGAAUACUUCACUGUGCUUUUCUUACAUUUCACUCCUUAUGGCAGUCUAGAAAGUUCAAAUGCCAAAAUGUGCCAUGCCAUAAUGCCUUUUUUUUAUUCCCGCUCUUUUAGAUAUCUCGCGUGUGUAGUGUUUGCAAACAAAAAAAAUCAAAUAGUCUCGCUUUAACCUGACCUAUGAAAUAUCCAACAGGCACUUUAAUAAUGUGGAAGGACAAUAGAGGAACCGAAAGCCACCUAUUGUCUGUGAAUGUAUUCUAUGCUUUACCUCUUUUACUGUGGAUUUCCCCCUGAUUCAUGCUGUUACUUCCUUUGUUUAUGCUUGAAUGACAUGUUUGGGAGGCAGAGGAGACAACAGUUGACGUGUCAGUGAUCAUAAUGUAAAGACACAGGCAAACAUGAUGAAGAGUGACGGCAAAGUAUUCCUCGGUGCGCGCCGUAAACAAAUCUGAAGCGCGAGCCGCGGAGCGUCAAACCCUUGUCGGUCUUCUUGGGAUCUUUUUCUCGGAGCCGCGACUGUCAGUCACGGCGUGGAGAAGGGGGCGAGCGAGUCAGAUUAAGAGAAAACAAAAGGAGAAAAGGGAGAUUAGGCUGUGUUUGCCCCUCUGUUUCCUCCCCAUCAUUACAGCUCAGUUAAUCUUGGUUUCCGCUUUAAAGGAGAUCAUACAGCCAACAUGAAAUAAACCCUCUAUGUCGAACGCUUAAUUAAAUAUUGAUUGCAGACUUAUAUGAAUUUACCACAUCAAAUUGAGGCCCCAGUCGGAGGGCUGCCUUUGAUAUGCUGUGUUUGAUAUGGAAAUGAGUGUGGGAAGCAGCAGGGGCUGCUUCGUACAGCACAUUUUCUAUGUUGUUCAUUUAUUUAUUUUGCUGCCGUGUUGUUCCUUCAUAUUGUGAAGUAUCUGUGCAUCCCCGGAAUUACAUUUUCAUUUCCAUACAUUUACAGGAGCUAUGUUUGACUGCACAAGAGCAAUGCUCUGCUUCUUUCUUUCUUUCUUUUUUGUCAGUUUUAGCUUAUGAUGACAUUUUUGUUAUUUCCUUAAACUUAAAUCCAAAAUGCUGCAGAUUAUGCACACAUUCUCCAGGUUGGAAAACAAAAAAUAAGAUGCACUGCUCCAAGCCAAGUGGCAUAAAUACGUUGCUUAGAGUUUCUUUAAUAGGAAAAUGCAUGGCAACUGAGCAAUAGCCUGUCACUGUUCUGAACUGGCUUCUUUUUGUAUGGCUUCAAUUCUGUACAGUAAAACAAAUAAAAACAAAUUAUUUAUUG